UGUGACUGGAGGAGGAGGGAUCCCGGGGGCUCGAUGCUUUGGCGUGGAGGCGCGUGCAGAGGCAGAGCGUGGAGCAAAACUUUCUUCAAGCUGAGAGAGGAGAGCAUCUUUCAGUGGCACCUGAUGAGAACCAUCCGAACUCUUUCAGCCCAACUGCACAUCAAACAACAUUUGUGGACUAUACUACCAUAAAUAGACAAGUGGAGGAAAAAAAGAACAGUUCAACUUCUUUCACCGUUAUCCAGUAGAGAUGACAGUGUCUCCCCUGUCCCUCUAUUUACCUCUGCUGUGUUUGACAGCUGUCCUCUCCAGUGAUGCUGCUGUUCAGAGCUGUAUGGACAAGCACCAAGUGGUCGGUGUGCUCCGUCAGAUGGAGAAGUUCCUGAAAGGCCAGGAGGUCCGGUUCACUGAGGGUCUGCGGAUCAUGAAGUCAAAGCUGGCCACUCUUCAAAACUCUGUCUCCAAAAUGCCACAAGCUGACCAAUCUGCAGCUCCCACCGCCUGCCCCUCACUGGAAGCCCCCGUGCACGGAACAAAGUUUGGCUCAAAGUAUUUUGUGGGACAUGAAGUACAUUUCACAUGUGCCCAGGGCUACCAGCUUGUUGGCCCGACCACGCGAGUCUGUCAGGAGAAUGGUAGCUGGACAGGCAUUGCUACUGUCUGUAAAGACAUGAGUGUGUGUGCCAGUAACCCCUGUAAGAAUGGAGGCACAUGUGUGAUGGGAGUGAACCAGUACAAGUGCACCUGUCCUCAGAAGUGGAGUGGCCCUCACUGCCAGCACCCAACACAGACAGCCCCUCCUGAGUGGAGUGUUGUGAAUGAUCCAGCAUUCAGUCGUAAACCGCGCUGUGCUCAGGUGAACCGGGCCCAGCACUGCAGCUGUGACGCAGGGUUUCACAUGAGCGGCACCUCUGACAACAGCAUCUGCCAGGAUGUAAACGAGUGUGAGGUUUAUCGGCUGGAUCAAGGAGGAAAGCUAUGUGUCCAUGAAUGUGUGAAUGUCCCGGGUUCUUACCACUGCUCCUGCCCCAGCGGCUACAGGCUGCUCCCAGAUGGGCGGAGCUGUGAGGAUGUGGACGAGUGCUUGAGCCAGAAGCACAACUGUACCAAUGGGACGACCUGUAUCAACACAGGAGGAGGGUUCCAGUGCGUCAGUCCGGAAUGUCCCCGGUCACAUGGACAUGUCCAUUAUGUCAAGACAUCACCUUUUCAGUGUGAGAGGAAUCCCUGCCCCAUGGACAGUCACAGCUGUCAGCUCGCUCCAAAGACAGUGUCCUUCCAUUACCUGUCCCUGUCAUCCAACCUGCCGACUCCUGCAACUCUGUUUAGGAUGGCCACAGCCACUGCGCCGGGGCGCACGGGGCCGGACAGCCUGCGCUUUGGGAUCGUUGGGGGUAACUCCAGAGGCAUGUUUGUGAUGCAGCGCUCAGACAGACAGACCGGAGAGCUGAUCCUGGUGCAGCAGCUGCAGGGCCCGCAGGAGAUCAGCAUCGACGUCGACAUGUCCGAGUACAGCGACCGCAUCUUCCAAGCCAAACAUGUGGCCAAAGUACACAUCCUGGUGUCACCGUACAACUUUUAAACCAGCUCCAAAGCUCUCAAGGUGGAAAUAUGAAGAACUGAUCUGAUAUGAAAUCUGACCUGAAUUUCUACAAACAUACAUGUAUUUAAUCAGUGGAAAAAACAUCUUGACAUGACAUCUUUAUAUUGCAUACUAUGAUCCUGAGCUUUGACUGUCACCUGCUGAAGGUCUGACGCUUACUAUAUGCACUUUUCUUUUAUAUUUCCUAUAGUUUUAUUAGUACAUCAAUGGCUUAAUUUAUUGGAAACAUUGUUGGUAUUUUUUUUUACUUAUUUUCUCUUAGAUCAUGUACUGUAUAUUUGCUUAAGCUGGAGUAGGGCUCAAAUGUUACAUUAUAUUUCUGUAGCCCUGCAGUAAUACUGUACCACAGCAUAUUUGCUGCAUUAGUCAUAUUCUUUAUGUUACCCAGAGACGCACAUUUUUAUGUCUAAAAUCAAAGGCUUUACAGUGAGCUUUCCAGGGCACAACUCAGUCCGCCUGGAAUUUGAAUUGUCACAACAUAAUUGAAAUAAAGUCAGUCCAAAACUUCA
This is a messenger RNA of Periophthalmus magnuspinnatus, 2112 nucleotides long. Its product is annotated as fibulin-7. Gene Ontology annotation, molecular function: calcium ion binding. The coding region runs from base 251 to 1582 and encodes 443 amino acids. NCBI's taxonomy places the organism in Eukaryota, Metazoa, Chordata, Actinopteri, Gobiiformes, Gobiidae. The record is from RefSeq and is a predicted model, not a curated record. The transcript has 8 exons.